This is a messenger RNA of Puntigrus tetrazona (Sumatra barb), 845 nucleotides long. RefSeq names its product DUF4748 domain-containing protein. The record is from RefSeq and is a predicted model, not a curated record. The coding region runs from base 51 to 554 and encodes 167 amino acids. The transcript has 3 exons. NCBI's taxonomy places the organism in Eukaryota, Metazoa, Chordata, Actinopteri, Cypriniformes, Cyprinidae.
GCGCCCACAAAGUCACGUGAACGCGCUUCUCUUUUUUUUACACAACAAAGAUGGCGGCGCCCUGCAGGACCCUGAUGAGGUCGACUUUGCAAGGUUUGUAUAAGUUGUCAAAUACAACGUUUUGGAUUGGAUCUCGCUAUGAGAAAAGAGUCGCACAUCCCAGGCUGCAGGAUAAUGUUUUGCUCAGCAGAGCUCUAUACUGUGGACAUUACACUUUACAAACAAACACCAAGACAGAGUCUCCAAACGUUACGAACACACAAAGAGCAGCAGAACCCGAAAACAAGACCAACCGACAAAAGAAAGAGGACGAAGAAGAGGAGGAAGAUAACAGGCCUGAGUACAUCCCCAAAAGAAAGGCAAAAAACCCAAUGAUGAAAGUUGGAUAUGCAUGGAUGAUCGGUCUGCCUACUGGUAUCAUUGGCUUUAUCCUGGCAAAGAGACAGGUGGACAAGAACCGACUGAAGCAGCUGAAAAUCAGACAGAGAAUGAAGAGAGCCAAUGAGGGAGAUUACGAGAGCGAGCGAUAUAAACCGUCCACCAGGAUCCAGUGAAAAUGACUCUGUUGUGCUGAAGAAUGGCUUCAUUGUGCAUGUAAUGGUUGGGUUGCCAUGGAAACAGUGAACCCAGCAGGAUAUAACAAAGACAUUGUAGAAGCCAGCAUUUAUUAUGGUGGCUCUUUUGAUCUCAUGGAUGAAAAGUUGAUGAAGACCCCAACUAAAGGAUUUCAUUGCAGCCUGUUUGAAAAGUUUUGUAUAUUUUGAUGCAGUCUUCACUAGGUUUGUCCAUAAGCAUAAAGAAAAGCAAUCACUAGUAACUAUUAAAAUCCAUUAAAUAAUUCUCAA